CAGCAACACCCAGCGAAGACCCAGGUGGUCCGCACCUCCUAGGCAGCUACGAGGCCUCCGCGUCCAAGCGCGCGACAGGUGAAGCUUCCGCGGAGGCGCGCCCGUCGCUGGGGAUGGCGUCGCCGUGGAGACGCUCGCUCCGGGGCGAACGCAAGCAGGCCUCCUACCCGUGCCUGUUUUCCCUCCCUUCUUCCGGCACCACCGCGGCUUCGGCGCUAGCAGCCACGUCAUAGAGACCCAGUUCCACCAGCUCCUACCGAGCUACAGAACUCCAGCCCGGUGACAACGGACCACAACGAGGCGCGGAGCAGCAUCGCGGUCUGUCCCGCGCGCGCGCGCGGCCGGAGUUCCCGCCUCCCUCCGGAGGACGUCGGUGCGUACGUGCGCGUGCCCACCCCUCCCGCCCCGCGACGCGAGGGCGGGGGCGCCGCGUGCGCGCGCGCUCUCGUGUGUUCGCUCGCUCGCUCGCUCGCUACUUCGCUCGCUCUCGGCGGCCGCUCUUGCUGUGGCUGCGGCUGAGGCUGGGGGCGGCGGCGGCGGCGCGAGCGGCGGGCGGCGCGGGGCGGUCCGGCGGGUUCAAAGAGGAAAACAUGGCGGAAAACAAAGGCGGCGGUGAGGCAGAGAGUGGCGGCGGGGGCAGCGGUAGCGCGCCGGUAACCGCCGGGGCCGCCGGGCCCACGGCGCAGGAGGCGGAGCCGCCUCUCGCCGCGGUGCUGGUGGAGGAGGAGGAGGAGGAAGGCGGCAGGGCUGGCGCGGAGGGCGGUGCGGCUGGGCCCGACGACGGGGGGGUGGCCGCGGCCUCCUCGAGCUCGGCCCCGGCCGCCUCGGUCCCCGCGGCCUCAGUGGGCUCCGCGGUCCCCGGAGGCGCGGCAUCGACGCCGGCUCCCGCUGCUGCCCCGGCUCCGGCUCCGGUUUCGGCUCCGGCUCCGGCCCCGGCCCCGGCCCCGGCUCCGGCUCCGGCCCCGGCCCCGGCUCCGGCUCCCUCGUCCGGGCCACCUCUCGGACCACCAGCCUCGCUUCUGGACACCUGCGCGGUGUGUCAGCAGAGCUUGCAGAGCCGGCGUGAGGCGGAGCCCAAGCUGCUCCCCUGCCUGCACUCCUUCUGCCUGCGCUGUCUGCCGGAGCCGGAGCGCCAGCUCAGCGUGCCCAUCCCCGGGGGCAGCAACGGUGACGUCCAGCAAGUUGGUGUAAUACGGUGUCCAGUAUGUCGUCAAGAAUGUAGACAGAUAGAUCUUGUGGAUAAUUAUUUUGUGAAAGACACAUCUGAAGCUCCUAGCAGUUCUGAUGAGAAAUCAGAACAGGUAUGUACUAGUUGUGAAGAUAAUGCAAGUGCAGUUGGUUUUUGUGUAGAAUGUGGAGAGUGGCUGUGUAAGACAUGUAUUGAAGCACAUCAAAGAGUAAAAUUCACUAAAGACCACCUGAUCAGGAAAAAAGAAGAUGUCUCAGAGGCUGUUGGAACAUCUGGUCAGCGCCCAGUGUUUUGUCCUGUACAUAAACAAGAGCAGUUGAAACUAUUCUGUGAAACAUGUGAUAGACUGACAUGUAGAGACUGUCAGCUUUUGGAGCACAAAGAACAUAGGUAUCAGUUUUUAGAAGAAGCUUUUCAAAAUCAGAAAGGUGCAAUUGAAAAUCUGUUGGCUAAGCUUCUUGAAAAGAAGAAUUAUGUUCAUUUUGCAGCUACACAAGUGCAGAAUAGGAUUAAAGAAGUAAAUGAGACUAACAAACGCGUAGAACAGGAAAUUAAAGUGGCCAUCUUCACCCUUAUCAAUGAAAUUAAUAAGAAAGGAAAAUCUCUCUUACAACAGCUAGAGAAUGUUACAAAAGAAAGACAGAUGAAGUUACUACAGCAGCAGAAUGACAUCACAGGCCUCUCCCGGCAGGUGAAGCAUGUUAUGAACUUUACAAACUGGGCCAUUGCAAGUGGCAGCAGCACGGCACUACUUUAUAGCAAGCGUCUGAUUACUUUUCAGUUACGUCAUAUUUUGAAAGCACGAUGUGAUCCUGUUCCUGCUGCCAAUGGAGCAAUUCGUUUCCAUUGUGAUCCCACCUUCUGGGCCAAAAAUGUAGUGAAUUUAGGUAAUCUAGUAAUAGAGAGUAAGCCAGCUCCUGGUUAUACUCCUAAUGUUGUAGUUGGGCAAGUUCCUCCAGGGACAAACCACAUUAGUAAAACCCCUGGACAGAUUAAUUUAGCACAGCUUCGACUCCAGCACAUGCAGCAACAAGUGUAUGCACAGAAACAUCAGCAGUUACAACAGAUGAGACUGCAGCAACCACCAGCCCCUGUACCAACAACAACAACAACAACACAGCAGCAUCCUAGGCAAGCAGCCCCACAGAUGUUACAGCAACAGCCUCCAAGAUUGAUCAGUGUGCAAACAAUGCAGAGAGGCAACAUGAACUGUGGAGCGUUUCAAGCCCAUCAAAUGAGACUGGCUCAGAAUGCUGCCAGAAUACCAGGGAUCCCCAGGCACAGUGCCCCUCAGUAUUCCAUGAUGCAGCCACAUCUCCAAAGACAACAUUCAAAUCCAGGACAUGCUGGACCGUUUCCUGUUGUGUCAGCACACAACCCAAUCAACCCAACAAGCCCUACCACAGCAACUAUGGCAAAUGCAAAUCGAGGUCCCACCAGCCCGUCUGUUACAGCAAUAGAAUUAAUACCCUCAGUCACCAAUCCAGAAAACCUUCCAUCGUUGCCAGAUAUUCCACCUAUACAGUUGGAAGAUGCUGGCUCAAGUAGUUUAGAUAAUCUACUGAGUAGAUAUAUCUCAGGCAGUCAUCUACCCCCUCAGCCUACAAGUACCAUGAAUCCUUCCCCAGGACCCUCUGCAUUAUCACCUGGAUCUUCAGGCUUAUCCAAUUCUCACACACCUGUGAGACCCCCUAGCACGUCUAGUACUGGCAGUCGAGGCAGCUGCGGAUCGUCAGGAAGAACUGCUGAGAAAAGUGCUCAUAGUUUCAAGUCUGAUCAGGUGAAGGUCAAGCAAGAACCUGGGACUGAAGAAGAGAUCUGCAGCUUUUCAGGAGCUGUGAAACAAGAGAAGACAGAGGAUGGCAGGAGGAGUGCCUGUAUGUUGAGCAGUCCUGAGAGUAGUUUGACACCACCUCUUUCAACUAACCUCCACCUAGAGAGUGAGCUGGAUACAUUAACAGGCCUGGAGAACCAUGUGAAAGCCGAACCUACAGACAUCAGUGAAAGCUGCAAGCAGUCAGGACUCAGUAACCUAGUUAAUGGAAAGUCUCCAAUUCGAAACCUCAUGCACAGGUCGGCAAGGACUGGAGGGGAUGGCAAUAGCAAAGAUGAUGACCCAAAUGAAGACUGGUGUGCCGUCUGCCAGAAUGGAGGGGAUCUUUUGUGUUGUGAGAAAUGUCCGAAGGUCUUUCAUCUUACUUGUCAUGUUCCAACACUUCUCAGCUUUCCAAGUGGAGACUGGAUAUGCACAUUUUGCAGAGAUAUUGGGAAGCCAGAAGUUGAAUAUGAUUGUGAUAAUAUGCAGCAUAGUAAGAAGGGGAAAACUGCACAGGGCUUAAGCCCUGUGGACCAAAGGAAAUGUGAACGUCUUCUGCUUUACCUCUAUUGCCAUGAAUUAAGUAUUGAGUUCCAGGAGCCUGUUCCUGUUUCGAUACCAAACUACUAUAAAAUUAUAAAGAAACCAAUGGAUUUAUCAACAGUGAAGAAGAAGCUUCAGAAAAAACAUUCCCAGCAUUACCAAAUCCCAGAUGAUUUUGUGGCUGAUGUCCGUUUGAUCUUCAAGAACUGUGAAAGGUUUAAUGAAAUGAUGAAAGUUGUUCAAGUUUAUGCAGACACACAAGAGAUUAAUUUGAAGGCUGAUUCAGAAGUAGCUCAGGCAGGGAAAGCAGUUGCAUUGUACUUUGAAGAUAAACUCUCAGAGAUCUACUCAGACAGGACCUUCGCUCCUUUGCCAGAGUUUGAGCAGGAAGAGGAUGAUGGUGAAGUAACAGAAGACUCUGACGAAGAUUUUAUACAGCCUCGUAGAAAACGCCUAAAGUCAGACGAGAGACCAGUACAUAUAAAGUAAAAUGACGUGGACUUAAAUCAGUUGUUUUUUAAGAAGAAGGAAACAAAACAAAACACCCUUUUAUUUAAGUGUUACUGGAAUAUCCUGUGUACAGUGGUUUUACCUCCUUACAGAAGCUGGGAGCUUUCAUACAGUAUUAGAUUGAAAUAAUGGAAACAGAAAACAUUCUUGUCAAGAAAAGGGGAGAGAACUCUGUUUGCAACUUUAAGAACAAAAUUAGAAGUGAGAAAGUUUGGGGAUUUGCUACAAAUGAAGAUGGUUCUCUGGCUGUUAGAAAUGUAGAUGAUCAUGUCUGUUAAUUGGUGCAGGAUACUGAGUUGGGCAAGCCUGUGAGGCUCAUGUUGUGAUAUGUGUCUCUGCUGGAGCACACAGAUACUCAAGACAACUUAAAAACCGUCCCCUCCACAGACACAAAUGGGUUGUUUUCUGGUUAAAAAUAGUACAUGAGAUUCCACUUGAAUGUCACUAAGGACGCAUUGAAUCAUGCCACUGCAUUUUUCUCUCAUUUUGAUCUAUUUGGCCUUAGUUUUUAAAUUGGUUUAAAGAACUCAGCAGUAGUUUUAUUUUAUUCUUAGAUGUAGGGUCUAGGAACAUAACCAUUGAUCGUUUAGUCAACUUCAGUGGUAUACUAAAAUGAUAACUUUUAGUAGUGGAUCAUACAGAUUUAUGGAAGUCAUUUCCAGAAAACCCCUCUAAACAAUUACACUUACUGGUCAGAUCAUCUGAUCACGCAGUUAGUCAUUCCCCUGAAAGGCAGAACAUUUAUUUCAGAACUUUCUGUGUAGAUAAAUUAGAUUGAAAAGGUGACAAGUUUAACCUAGUCUUCUUCAUACCAGUUUCCAGUAGACCACUAUUGGUAAACAGAAAUCUGUCAGCUACCAAAUGUGUACAAUUUUCUGUAUUUCACUUUGUCUUAUUUGUAAAUAGUGAGCUCAGACUUCUGGCAGAUCAGCAACAUUUGCUGAGCCUGUUUUUUAAGCUAAUGUGUAUUCUUACUAAUGUUCCUAUCAAGAAUGGAUUUGUAAUAUAUGCUGUCUAUUUCUAAUGUUCACAUUCAUAUUUUGAGGUUCUAUCUUAUUUUAAUAGAGAACAGACGUCUCAAAAAAAUCUUCAGAAGCAGCUUAUUAUUGAAAUAUCAAAAUACUGAAAUAAACCCGGUGGGGUUAGAUUACUCAUCUGUCCACCAAGUGGGACACGUGCAUGGACUGGGGGCUUUAAAUGACUUAGAAGAGACCUUUAAGUAAAUCCUGAAAAACGAGCCAAUCCCCACUUGAAUGGUAAUUGGAACAAACCCAACCUUAUUACUACCUGACGACAGGAGCAGAACCUGCAGCAGAUAGAUGUACUCGCUCGGGUUUAUUUUCCUCCUCUUCGUUAUGAUGCUCAGAUCAAGUGUGCUCUAGACUGUGUGCGCCUCUCCGCUGGAUUAAGAGUUGUAGUCCUACUUCUGUAUGGACACAGUAGAAUAUAAAGUGACCAAAGUAGAAUUCAACAUCAGAAACAUUUCAGGUGUCAGCAGAUGUGUGGCAAAUCAUUUGCCUCUCAAAAAAAUUCAAAGUAAGGAGUUCAAACUGUAGACCUCCUCAGAAAACUAUUUGACGUAAUUGUCGAAGAAGUGAAUAUUUUUAGUGUGCAUUGAAUCAAAUAAAGUGCUCUAAAGAAAUUAUUAUACA
Molecule: messenger RNA, 5710 nt
Organism: Mus pahari (shrew mouse)
Lineage: Eukaryota; Metazoa; Chordata; Mammalia; Rodentia; Muridae
Gene: Trim33
Product: tripartite motif containing 33
Exons: 20
Coding region: 591-4037 (1148 amino acids)
Molecular function (GO): protein binding; zinc ion binding
Source: RefSeq, a predicted model, not a curated record